UGCGGAGGGGAGUCUCGGCGGAGGGUGGCAGGCAGGCGAAAGAGCAGGUUGGGCGACCCGGGGGAAGUCCUAAGCCCAGAAGCGAAAGGGGCUGAAAGAACAAAGUGUUGGCUUUGCAGAAUUUAGUGGACCCAACAGUUGUUACAGUUCCUGUUGAAAGGAAGAGUUGUACAAGAGGAACUUCAGCCUUGUUGGAGACUCCCUUUGGAGCACAGAACUGGAGAUGGAUGUACAUGACCUGGCUGGUCCAGGUACCAUCAUGGCAGGAAGCAGAGAGGAAUUCUGGGAAGGCACUAUGCAGAAGACUCUGGAUCAGGAAAUGCUCAAUUCAGAAAUACAGCGCCAGCACUUUAGGCAGUUCUGCUACCAGGAGGCUGAGGGUCCUCGAGAGGUCUGCACCCACUUGCACAAACUUUGCCAUCAGUGGCUGAAGCCCGAAAAGCUCACCAAAAACCAGAUCCUGGACCUGGUAAUCCUGGAGCAGUUCCUGACAUUCCUGCCUCUGGAGGUGGAGAGCUGGAUCAGAGAAUGUGGAGCGGAGACCAGUUCGCAGGCAGUGGCCCUGGCAGAAGGUUUCCUCCUGAGCCAGGCAGAGGACGAGAAGCAGAAAGAGCAGCAGCACCAGCCCUUCAAACAGUUCUGCCCCCAGGAAGCUGAGGGGCCCCGAGAGGUCUGCAACCGACUCCACAGUUUUUGCUAUCAGUGGCUCAAACCAGAGCAACACACAAAAAACGAGAUGCUGGACCUAGUGAUUCUGGAGCAGUUCCUGACCAUCCUACCCCCAGACAUGGAGAGCUGGGUCAGGGAAUGUGGAGCAGAGACCUGUUCGCAGGCAGUGGCUUUGGCAGAAGGUUUCCUCCUGAGCCAGGCAGAGGACGAGAAGCAGGAAGAGCAGCAGGAUCCCCUAUCCUUUGAGGAAGUGACUGGGCAUUAUACCCAAAAGGAUUGGGCUGUGCUGAAUGCAGACCAAAGAACCCUGUGCAGAGAAGACAGAGAGGAGACUUGUCAGAAUGUGGCCUCCCUGGGUGAUGGAUGGAAGAGAAAGAAUGAGGGAGUGUUGGCGGAAAGAGUGGGAUGUACAGAAGGUGAAGAGCAAAGAAAGGAAAUGGAAGUAAAGCAGGAAAGGAGAAAUGAAAUCUCUGCUCUUCGUGCUGGUGACUAUGAAGAAACCCCAGACCAAGACAUAAUAGUCGUAAGAAAUGAAACAAAGAAUCAACUCUCGUGUAAGAAAAUCUUUGGGGAUAAAUCAAAAGUUAAACGUCAAUAUAAAACCAAGAAUGGAGAUAAGCCAUUUAAGUGCUUGGAGUGUGGAAAGGGCUUCACUCAGCGCUCAGCUCUUAAGACACAUCAAAGAAUUCACACAGGAGAGAAACCAUAUAAAUGUUUGGAGUGUGGCAAGACCUUUCGCCAGAGCUCAAAUCUUAUACAACAUGAAAGAAUGCACACAGGAGAGAAGCCAUAUAAAUGUUUGGACUGUGGAAUGAGCUUUUUCCAGAGCUCAAAUCUUACACAACAUCGAAGAGUUCAUACAGGGGAGAAACCUUUUAAAUGCUUGGAGUGUGGAAAGAAUUUCAACCAGAAGAAACACCUCAGUGUACAUCAAAGAAUUCACACAGGAGAGAAACCCUAUAAAUGCUUGGAGUGCGGAAAGCAUUUCCGGGAGAGUGGACAGCUUAAUGUACAUCUAGUAAUUCACACAGGAGAGAAACCAUUUAAAUGCUUAGAAUGUGGAAAGAGCUUUAAUCAGCGUUCAAAUCUUAGCCAACAUCAAAGAAUUCACACAGGAGUGAAACCAUUUAAAUGUCUGGCGUGUGGAAAGACCUUCACUCAGAGUUCACAUCUUACAAAACAUGAAGCUUCACACAGGUGAGAGAGAUCAUACGCAUGUCUGAUGUGUGGAAAGACCUUCUAUCCAAGCUCAAAGCUUGCACUACUUCUAAGAAUGCACAUAGGAGAGAAACCAUUCCAAUGUCUGGAGGGUGGAAAGAGCUUCAGUUAUUUUUAAAAUAAAUUUUAUUUAGCAUA
Hemicordylus capensis (graceful crag lizard) is the source of this 2025-nucleotide messenger RNA. Its product is annotated as zinc finger and SCAN domain-containing protein 31-like. Bases 224 to 1870 code for a protein of 548 amino acids. The transcript is spliced from 5 exons. Gene Ontology annotation, molecular function: DNA-binding transcription factor activity, RNA polymerase II-specific; RNA polymerase II cis-regulatory region sequence-specific DNA binding. Lineage: Eukaryota; Metazoa; Chordata; Lepidosauria; Squamata; Cordylidae. Gene Ontology annotation, biological process: regulation of transcription by RNA polymerase II. The record is from RefSeq and is a predicted model, not a curated record.